AUGGCUUCAACUGCUGCCGGCGAGCUUGCCCGCAAGGCGCUCAUGAAUGAUGCUCGUCAGGAGGAAGCCAUCACCGUCAAUCAGCGUGCUCUCAUUGACAAGAUUCUCGCCAGAUAUGCCGCAGAGUUCACCGUCUUUCGAGAGCUUCUCCAGAACGCCGAUGAUGCUGGUGCCACCCAUUGCGAGCUUCGUUUCGAAUCUCAGCGCUCUUCCUCUGCAGACUCUGCCUCUAAUUCUUCCACAUCAGCCCCCUCACUACCGCACUUCAAGGCAACCCUCAGCAAUUGGGUCUUCCGCAAUGAUGGCAAGCCCUUUGGUAAUGACGACUGGUCACGUCUUCGUAGAAUCGCAGAGGGCAACCCUGAUCCCGACCGUAUAGGUGCUUUCGGUGUCGGCUUCUACUCCCUCUUCAGUAUCUGCGAAGAGCCCAUCGUAUCCUCAGGCGACCAACUCAUGGGCUUCUUCUGGAAGGGCGAUGCUCUUUUCACAAAACGCGCAAAUAAUGCUGACCGUCAGACAUCGCCCGCAGGCAAGCCAUGGACCACCUUCUUCAUGGCUCUUCGUCAACCUGCUCCCUUGCCGGACUCUCCUAUGGCUCUCGCCAAGUUCCUCGCCACAUCGCUCACCUUCACCACAAAGAUCAGAUCUAUCGGACUCUACUGGGAUGAUCACCUCCUCUGCAAGCUCGACAAGAAGCUUACUUUGCCCAAGUCCAUGACCAUGCCAGGCCACCUCAACGCCUACAGUCCCAAUCGCAUCAUGCAUGUUCGUCAUCUCGAAUCCACCGCCGUUCAGAUCGAUGUUGAGGCCCUUCAGCUUGUUAUCGAUGCAGCCGAACGAGGCAAGCCCAAAUCGAAGCAGUCACUCGCAUCAGCGCUAGGCAAGACUGCCGGUGGAGGUCUUACUUCGAUGCUCCAAAGUGCUUUUGGCUUUGGCUCCUCUUCGGCAAAGGAGAAGGAGAGGGAGCGAGAGCGCGAGCUCCAGAGACGCAAAGAAGCUCAAGCCGCCCAGGCUGCUGAGAAGCGCAAACUCGACGCUGCUGCUGCUGCUGCACUCACCUCAGUCUCGGCCUCUAUUCAUCUACGCAUUGCCACAGCCAACGUCAGCGUCUCGGUGGACAAAGCCUUCGAACGAGAGAUCGAACGCAGCACAAAGAAGCCGCCGCCCAAAGUCACUGCCUUCCAUCUCAUCUUCACAGGCAAAGAGGAGUAUAAUGCGAGUUUCCCGGACGACAACCAAGAAGCCGACACAUCUAUCUCGGUUACCUCAUCUGCUGCUGCACUCGACAAGGGCGUCCGUCAGAUCUUCUCAGGGCUCAUGCCACGCCUUGAAGACCAAGGUCAUGCCUUCAUUGGCUUCCGCACACAUCAGACCACAGGGUUCAGCGGUCACAUUGCUGCUCGCUUCAUCCCCACCGUAGAGCGCGAGUCACUUGACUUUGUCGAUCGUUACUGUGCUCAGUGGAACUCAGAGCUGCUCUCCAUGGGAGGCUACGUCGCUCGCGCUGUCUACGAGAACGAAUUGACCGAUAUUGGUCGUUUGUGGACCAACACUUUUGGCGAAAAGCGUCCAGCCAAGGAUGAUGAUCUUCUCGCAAAGUCACUCAAGGAUCGUGCGCUCCAUCUCAUGCGCUUCUUCACCUUCCGUGCUUCGUCACCGUCCUCACGCGUCUCUUCGCUCUUCCUCACCUCCUUCUUCGGAUCAGCACGCCAGAACACCAUCUCGCUUAUGUCGACUCGAGGCGUCAAGCACUCUGCUGCCAUCCGCAUCCCCAAUGCGCUCCUCUCGAACUUCAUCAAGGAUCUCGCCGUAAUCUCUUCCGAUCACGUCGAACUUGCAUCUGACUUUGUACGCGAGGUUCGAUCGCGCAACCUUGUUCAGGACAUUACCAUGGACGAUGUCUUCCAAGAGCUCUCGUCACGUGCUUUGACGCCCGCCGAGAUGGUCGCAUGUCUCAAGUGGUGGCUCAGCGUCGCUGCUCACCCUUCCUACGACAUCAGCUUGCGAUCAAAGCUUAUCAACAAUGCUAUCUUGACCAUCGCAGAUCCAAAGGACGCUGCAGUGCCAGAGAAGAUCCAGCCGCUCAGUCUGGUGCGCUUCUACCUCAACACAUCUCGCUUACCGACCGACGUGCCUCUUCCGGAGUCGUGUCUGUCGUAUGAGGUCUCCAAGUCCUUUACCACCAACGAGCUUUCACGUGUCUUUGGUUGGUCAGAGCUGACGGUGUCUGCAUGGGUCAAGAACCUCAUUCAGAUCAGCGUUCAAGCACAGCAAUCCGGUUCCGCUGCCGUGGCCGAGACUAACAUCCAGACUUUGCCGGCUUUUGCCGAAAAGGUGCUGCUGACUCUCUCUCGAGCAUGGUUCGCGUUGCCUUCUACGCAGCAUGACGAGAUCCAGCAGCUUUUGGCCGAGAUCGCUUGCAUUCCUACCCGAUUGCAGAUGCAGAAGCCCAGCAACGCCUACUUUUCGAACGUGUCGCUCUUCUCGGACUUGCCCAUCGUCGAGUUUCCUUCCGCACAAGUCAAGGGCAACCUUGAAAAGGUGUUGAUUGCUCUCGGCGUGCGUCGUCACGUCGAGCUGCAGAUGAUCUUUAAUCGUCUUGUUGCAGGCGGUGGCUGGUCUCACGUUGAUCUCAUCUCGUACCUCGCCUCUAACAAGGAGUCACUAUCAGAGCUAGAAAAGGAGAGACUCAAGAAGACGGCCAUCUUCCCCAAGCACGGCGAAAUUUCCGGGCUCAAGGAAGAUGGAAAGCCGAGGAUCAUUCGCCAUCGUGCAAGCGAUCUUUACGAGCCCACCGAGGUGCUCAAGGCAUUGCAACUGCCUGCGCUAGACUGGGCCGACAAAACGUGGAAGCCUUCGUCCGACGAGGCACGCUUCGUCUUCGAUCUUGGUCUACGCCGCUACCCGCCUAUGGAGACAGUUCUGGAGCUGGCUUCGACUGCCUCGAAUGACGCUCUGCAAUCUAAGGCGCUCUCGUUCUUUUUGGACAAGUUCCAUGCACACUACGCCAAUCAGUACACCAUCUACCGCGCCGAGAAAUACGCAUUUGUUCCAGCACGCUUGCCAAGCGAGAACAAGAUGGUGUUGCGCAAACCGACCGAGGUCUUCACAAACGCAGAAGCUGCCGUGAUGGGCUUCCCCGUGGCUGGUCCAGAGAUCAACUUGGCUGACCUGCCGAAGCUGGGUCUGCGCUCGAAUCCUACCUCCACGCAGCUCAUCGGCAGGCUUGUCAAUUCACCCACAAAAGACGAAGCGCAGGCUCGCAAGAUCUUUGGGUACCUUGCCACAGUGCCUGAAUUCAGUCUCAGUGACUUUGCACAGCUUCGAGGUGCAGAGUUCAUUCCAGUGCGACGCAACAAGCGGCCAGCUGGUGGUGAUGCCACGAAGGAUGCUGCUGCUCCUUCUGCUGGAGAGAUUGUGUUGGUCGCUCCGAUGAACUGCUACUUUGGCGGCUCGGCAUCCGACAUUCAGUUCAGAGAUGUCUUCUUCUACUGCGACUUUGGAUCUGUUGCGGGAGCCUUUCUGAAGAACUGUGGUGUUCGGAACGAGCCGAGCAUCGAGGAGGUUGCCGAGCGUCUCAUCAGCGAACCGCAGCGAUUCUAUCAGCUGGCAGGCAGUGCUGACGCCUAUCUUGGCAUCUUGCGUCAGAUCGCCACCAACUGGAAUCGCAUCCGCAGCCCACUCCGCAACCAGAUGGCUCGCUCGCCUUUCUUGCUUGGCUCGAAGCGCAUCAGCGAAAGCAGAAGCAAGGGUAGCGGUGCUAAGACAGGACAUCUGCUGGAUGACGACGACGAGCAGGACGAAGAGGCUGAUGACGGUGGAACACUAGUCUAUGCGCUCAAGAAACCUGCCGAUGUCGUCAUUGUCGAUGAUGCCAACUCGCACAUGCUCUUCGCUUCGUCCCUCUUUUACGCUCCACACGAGGAUCUGCUUCAGGAGGGCUUGUAUGGCAAGUUGGGCUCGCCUCGACUUAGUACACUGGUCGAAGAACGCUACUCGGUGGAAGGCCGCGUGGUGAAAAACACACAACGCGCCCGAGAGAUCAAAGCUUUGGUCCUCGAACGCACGCCACUCUUCCUUUUCGAGAAGCGACAGUCGUCGCGAUCAGAGAUCCGCAAGGAGGCCGAGUGGCUCAAAGGUGCGCUCGAGGUGGAAGAGAUUGAUGGCGCCGGUCUUCGUCUUGUGCGUACACUGCGAUAUGAGCGUGUGAAGGAGCAGAACGUGCAGAAAUGUACGGCGACAGCAUCGAUGCGUGGCUCGAAGCUCAUCUUGCAUCUCUCCUCGUCGAUGGAAGUCGACUUUUUCGAAGUGGCGACUUCGAUCAGCAAGUAUCUGCUCACCAAGCAACGGUUGCAAGAGGUGUUGCUGUACAUGACGCUUCUCUCGACCUCGCUGCGCAACCUCAAGCGUCGUGGCUUCCACGUCGACAAGAUUCUGUCGCAGCGCAAAGCUGAACGAGAAGCUGCCGAGGCCAAGAUGCGCGACGAGAGACUCCGAGCGGAGGAGCGAGCUGCAGAAGAGAAGGCGACCGAGGCUGAGUUCGCAGAAUGGAGGAAACAAGUGUUGAGCGUCUUCCCUGAUGCUGACCCACAGUAUGUUGAUCAGGCACUUGGAAGUCACAGUGAUGCCCAUGUGGAGAGGACGACGAAUGAUAUGCUCAGCACAAACUACCCCCGCAGGAACAAGGAGAUGUCGUCAGCCAUUUCGCGGAUCCCAGACGAUGCUUCUUCUGCGAUCAGCGCAGGCGGAGGUGGUGGUGGUGCAGGAGCAGGCUUCUUCUCUGGCUUCCGCAACAAGUUCCUUCAGGCUGGCGCGAAGCAGCAGAGAAGCUCUCUUACUGAUGGCACAAGCUCAACCGAGCGACCUGGUUCAUCCGGUUGGCCAUCAGACAAUGCCAUUGCAGCAGCAGGUCGCGCUGACGAAGACCGAUCGCUGGGCGCGCUCGCAUCUCGCUCAGGCUCAGGCUCAGGCUCAGGCUCAGGCUUAGGCUCAGGCUCAGGCCCAGCAGCCACAGCCCCGACAAGCCAAGUCACGCCACUCUCUUCAAUCCACAACAACGUCCUCAAAGCCAUCCGAGCCUCUCGACCGGAUGCUUCUUCGAUGAUCAAAUCCGAAGCGCGUCAGACCGAGAUCAAAGAAGCAGCCAACUCGUACUGCGAUCAAGGUGUGGAAACAGACCUUAAACUAGCAGGCGAAGUUUGUGGUAUGAAGAUCUUCCUCCACCGCACCCUGGAUGCUGCUUCGAUGCUGCAAGCUAAUGCAGCAGCGCUGGAACGCCUGAUUAAUCGCAUCUACAAACCCGUGGGCAGUAUCUUCGGAUUGGACCCAAGGAGUAUGUAUGUUUUCUGCGACACUGCGGGGCCGGCGAUCGCGUUCAACAGGGCGGGAGCGAUUUAUCUGAACUUCAGGUACUAUUUGGCUUGGCACGAUGAGUUGGUGAAGCAAGGCAAAUUGGCGGAUGCAUUGGUGUCGACGUAUUUCAGCGUUGCGCAUGAGGUUGCGCAUAACGUUGUUGCAGCUCACAAUGCUGAACAUGAAUGGUACUUUAGUGCGAUUGCCGAGAAGUACGUUGUUUCGCUGGUGGAGUAUAUUGGCAUGGCCGAAAGGGGUGCUGCUGGUGGGGGUGUAUAG
Molecule: messenger RNA, 5631 nt
Organism: Ustilago hordei
Lineage: Eukaryota; Fungi; Basidiomycota; Ustilaginomycetes; Ustilaginales; Ustilaginaceae
Exons: 1
Coding region: 1-5631 (1876 amino acids)
Source: RefSeq, a predicted model, not a curated record